GCCGCCACUCUAUAUCCCAGUUUACCACCACCACUCUCUUGAAGAAGUUGUCGACGUUGUCGUGGCUCAUUCAUCUGAUAUAUAAACACACUACCUCAUACGUGUAGCUCAUCUCAUCAUCAUCAUCAUCAUCAUCAUUAGGUGGUAAUAUACAUUACCCGUGGGAGUACGUAUGACGACAACGUUGCUGUCCUGGCAGCUGUUGCCAGGAGCCGGGCACUUAUUGUGCUGAGAAAGCUAGAUUUGUGUACAGAACGAUGGUGUGAGGGAUAGACAAGAAGAAUUUAGCACGCCCGAGGAGAGGAAAAAAAGCCAGCAAGGAUGGCGAGGUCCAACUGUCCAGGUGGUGGCCUUUUCGUCGUUGAGGGCGAGGUCAGCCUCCUCAUGACAGCCAUGAGACGCGGUGUUCGCUGGUCCUCGCAUUCCCAUCAGGAUGAAGAUCAAGAUGCGCUCAUGAAAGGGCUGUCAACUCUUAAGGAAACUUUGAACGACGUCAAGCACUUGUCUGAAUUAGAACCAGGAGUCUUCAUGGCACCGUUUUUAGAAAUCAUUAGGUCCGAAGAAAUAACGGGACCAGUCACUUGUCUUGCACUGUCUGCUGUAAAUAAAAUUAUAUCUUAUGGUCUUCUCGAUUCCGAGCAUCCUGCCAUUGCACCAUGUGUGGAAGCCAUAGCUGAUGCCGUUACCCGUACGCGAUUUGUUGGGACAGAUUCAACCGCCGAUGGGGUGGCACUCAUGAAGAUUCUUCAGGUUUUGAGGUCUCUUGUCUUAUCACCUCCUGGCGAUAAUCUGUCUAAUGAGAGCAUGUGCGAAGUUCUGCUCAGUUGUUUUAGGAUAUGUUUGGAAACACGACUCAGUGAGUUAUUGAGGAGGACAGCAGAGCACUGCCUGAGAGAUAUUGUGCAGCAUCUUUUUGUUAGGCUGCCUCAGUUUGUAGAUGACAUGAGAGGCCAACUGAGCAUGAAAAAAAUGAGGACAAAUAGUUUGGAAAAUACAAAAAAUAAAACAAAGAAAAGCAAAAUUAGUAAUGUAAAACCAAAGUCAAAAUCCAAUCUCGAUGAUAUUGAUGAUCCAGAGACUCCACUAAUGAGUCCUGUAGCAAGGGUGAAGUCCAAUCAUUUAGCAACCACUCCGACAACACCUGUUGGUAAUAUUGUUGACAUGCAAGGUUGUCUGAAUCAAGCUAAUUCUGAAAAAGUUGAAGAUGAUAAGAAAGAUAAUACUACUGGUGAAUCAAAGAGUGACUCGAGUAAAGAUAACAAUAAAGAUGAUGUAACUUCAGAAACUAAUCAAAGUGAAGUUUCAAAAGAAUCUGAAAAUAGUGAAGCACCCAAGAAUGAGACUGAGGCUAAAGGUAGCAAUUUAGAAAACAAAGAACCAAUUAGUUCCAGUGUAAAUGACAAGCAAGUUGAGGGUAAAGCAUGUUCACCAGUAAUUGAUUCAUCCAAGCAAAUCGUCUCAGGAAAUUCAGACAAUCAAACAAGUGCUGAUUUCGUGCGAUCGCCUAUAGGCAGUGUUGAAGACUUGUCGGUUGAUGACGCAAAUAACGGCGCUAAAGGAUUGACCGCCAAAGUUGAUGGUGAGUCAGUCGAAGAAUACGUAAAUUCGCAAGGUGUUCGUUUCAUGACGGUGCAACAACACGCACCAUAUGGCUCGCCUUGUAUACGAGAACUGUUCAGAUUCUUGGUGUCACUUUGCAGUCCUCUGGAUAAACAGAACACCGAAAUCAUGAUGCAUUUAGGCUUGAGCCUUUUGCAAGUAACCUUGGAAGUAGCAGCUGAUGCUUUGUCGAAUUUUCCAUCUUUGCUUGCUCUCGCUAAAGAUGACUUGUCUAGAAGUUUGAUUUUGUUAUUAGGUACAGAUAGGUUGUCUAUUUUGGCUGCCAACAUGCAAGUAUCGUUUUUACUCUUUGAAUCGCAAAGAGAACACUUGAAAUUUCAAUUCGAGCAAUUUAUUGUUAAAUUAAUGGAAUUAGCAAAUACAGAAUCAAAUAAAAUAUUUUACGAGCAACGAGAGCUCGCGCUCGAAACUUUAGUUCGAUUGUGGAAAAUACCUGGUUUACCUACAGAGUUGUUUAUUAAUUAUGAUUGUGGCUUGUAUUCUGUAAACUUGUAUGAGGAGUUGAUGAAAAUGCUAUCAAAGGUACUGUUCAAUAAUGCAUCAACUAUGACGGGAAGUAUGUAUAGUAUGCAAUUCAUUUCGUUGGAUGCGAUUUUUACGUUGAUUGCCAAUAUGGAGGCAAGAUUUAAAGGCCACACAAACAUGUUGAAACCUUCAAGACACAGUGCCCCGCUGAAUCUCCCAUCUCGAGAAGAAUUAUUGGAAACUAAAACUAAAAAAAGGUGGUUGGCUGUUGGUUCCGAGAAAUUCAAUGAAAAUCCAAGAAAGGGUAUAGCCAAGCUAGCUGAGCAUGGACUACUCGGUGAUACUCCUGGAAACCCAAACCCGGAUGAGAUCGUUAAAUUUUUACGAGAAAAUCCAACGUUGGAUAAAAAAGCUAUUGGAGAGUACAUCAGUAAAAAAGAAAACACAAAGAUCCUGAAUUCUUUCGUUAAUAGUUUUGAUUUCGAAAACACGCGUAUCGACGUCGCUGUUCGCCAAUACGUCGAAACGUUUCGAUUACCGGGCGAAGCGCCGCUCAUUUCCUUGUUGCUCGAAACAUUUGCCGAACACUGGCAUGAAAGCAACAACAGACCAUUUGCUUCUGCUGAAGCCGCUUAUAUAUUAGCUUACGCUAUAAUAAUACUGAACACUGACCAGCACAAUCACAAUGCUAAAAGGCUAAUCAAUCCAAUGACAGCGGAAGAUUUCAAGAAAAACGUGAAAAACGUCAAUGGUGGUGCCAAUUUCGAUCAAGACAUGCUGGACGAGGUGUACACGGCAAUAAAAAACGAAGAAAUAGUCAUGCCAGCCGAACAAACCGGACUCAUAAAAGAAAACUACUUGUGGAAGUGUCUCUUGCGUCGAAGUGCGAGUCCAGAAAGCGUGUACGUGAAGGUCGGUGAUGCAGGCGUAUUCAUAGACAAAGAAUUAGCUGAGCGUGCCUGGGCGCCAAUAAUCAGUGCGCUCUGCAAAGCUUACGACAAAGCCCCGGAUCGCACGCUACAGCGCAAAGUCGCCCAAUCAUUUCUUAGCUGUGCUGCAAUAAGUGCUCACUACGGCAUGACCAGCGAUCUAGACACGCUUAUCGUGAGCCUGUGUAAAUUCACGGGUCUAGCUGCUGCCGGCGGCCAGCCUGAUCAGAUUGUCCUGAAGCUCGGUGGCAGCGGAACCUGCCAGCUGGCAACGCGCACCCUUUUUAAAAUCUGUCACCUACACGGGAACGCGUUGCGCGCCUCCUGGAAGAACAUGGUCGACUGUUUGCAGAUGCUCCUCAAAGCUAAACUGCUGCCAAAGGACAUGACCGAGGGUGAAGAUUUUCUCGACCCGUCGGGCAAAGUCAACAUCGCCAGAGAUCCACCGCAGCCCAAACAGCCGCCCGUCGAGCAGAGUAUACUCUCGAGUUUGUACUCGUACAUCACCUCGGAUACAUCGCGAAGUCCGCACCCGGCUGAGGCCGUGGCUAAGAAGAGAGCUCUCGAAUGCGUCGCGCACUGUUACCUCAAACAAAUCAUCGAGGAAAGCAACUUCUUGGAGGUCGAGUCGUUACAAUCGUUGGUCACAGCGCUGAUCUCGGCCAACUCGUCGAACGACGAAGGCACUUCAGUUUUCUUGCUGGAACUGCUGCUCGAGACAACAAUUCAAAAUUGCGAUCGAGUCAGCUGCAUCUGGCCAGCGGUACACACGCAUCUGGAAAGUCUGUUGACAAUGUCAGCCCGCGAUGGCCAGCCGUUCUUACUGGAGCGCGUAACGAUCGGCAUGCUGAGGCUCGCGAUCCGUCUGCUGCGCAGCGAAGAGCUCGCCUGCACUGUACUACCGCCUCUGAUGCCUCUCACCCAGUUACCCUCGGCUGCGGUACCACCGCUCGCUCGACAGAUCUCGUUUGGAUUGUUUGAGCUGUUGAAGAUAGGGGCGGCAAACAUUCACAGUACCGAAGACUGGAAAGUGGUUUUCAAUCUUCUGGAGUGUUCCGGAGCUGGUGCUCUUCAACCAAAGCCAGUGUCGAAUGCCGUGAUGGAUGAGACGAUGAGCGGUAGCCGUUCACCUAUCACUGUAUUGGAUCAAAGGUCGCUAAGUCCAGUGCCAGAAUGGGUUCUAGUCUCACCAACGGGCACCGAGGCUCCGUUACCGGUAGCCGCGGACACGAUAGUCUUGGACCGUGAUUUACAAACGCACGACCCGGCCUCGCUGAUCAAGUGUUGCGAAAGUCUGACUUUUCUUGUUCGCGACGUUGCUCACGUCACGCCAUUCAACUUCGAACUCUGCGUCCGUUGCGUGCGAACCUUUGCGGAGGCCGUUCUCUGUCCGGCUGGCAAGCGUAGCCGCAUUCCCAUCGGUGCUGAAGAACCACCGGCUUAUCAACAAAUGCCCAUUCAACUGUUGGACCUCAUGCACACGCUCCACACCAAAACCGCCCAGGUGUUUCGUUGGUGGGCGGAAGAAAGUAGUGGUGACGCGACGGGUGUCGAUGGCAAGAACGCUAUAUCGACAGCAUCGUUGUGGUCUCAAGCCUGGCGUCCGCUGCUGCAGGGCAUAGCGCGACUCUGCUGCGACUCGAGGCGUGCAGUACGUGCAGCCGCGAUCACCUCGCUUCAGAGCACACUACUAGCUCAUGAUCUGAGCCAGUUGUCGGCUAUCGAGUGGUCACAGUGUCUCGAGCAGGUGCUAUUUCCACUGUUGGCUCAACUGCUCGGCCCAAUAGCUUCGAAAGAUCCAUUAGCUGUCGAGGAGACGAGAGUUCGGGCCGCCAUGCUACUGUCUAAGGUCUUCCUUCAUCACCUGAAUCCGCUACUCACGUUACCGGGCUUUCUACCGAUCUGGUUAACAGUAUUAGAUCUUUUGCGAUCCUACAUGCAUGCCGACAAAAGCGAGAUGCUGUACGAAGCCAUUCCCGAGUCCCUGAAGAAUAUGCUUCUGGUCAUGGCGUCGGCCGGUGUAUUACAGUGCGAGUCUUACCUGUGGACACCAACUUGGCGAGCAAUCGAUGCAUUCCUUCCUAAUUUGAAGGCAGAACUCUUUCCCGAGCCUGUGCCUUCGCCUCCACCCUCGUCACCGCCACAGUCGCAGUCCCCCACGAACCAAAUGCCACCUCAGUCUCCCACGAUAGCCCCACAAUCCCAAUCUCCAACGAAUCAAGUAACAAUGCAACAUCCUAACGUAAUAAGCCUCGUAGACCAGCAGGAACUCACCUGUCCUAUUCCCAUUCCUGCUUCGCUCGAAGAUCAACACCAGCAAAUCCAGCAGCAACAACAACAACAACUCUACAUGCAACACGUCCGACAGCAGUACCUACAGCAGCAAAGUAGCAGUCCAAUGUCCCAGUCGCCGCUGUCAGAGGCGACUGUCGGUGUACUCUCGACUUCUCCAGGGUCACAAGAGACACCGCAGUCCAUCAGCCCGCCGGAGCAGUCCUUCUCGCCGAUCGCAAUAGGCUUGACGCAAGUGGAGCAGCCCACUUCGCCGUUCAAAAUAGUUCGCUCAUCGCUAGUUCUCGAGGCCAAGGAGCCUCAGCAAGUCAUCACCUUUGUCAGUCAGCCGCCGCCAAGCGUCGCGAGUCCCGUUGCCGUUCAGCCUACGACGCAGCUCUACAGACCCGUUCCUCAAAAGCAACAGCAGCAGCAGACUUACCACCUCGAGGACUCGAGUGCUAAAGAGCAACAGCAGCAUCAGCCUGACUACAGAGAGCAGACGAUUAGUAUUAAGGAAACGGGAUCGCCCGCCCAUCUUCAGUACACACACUUGCCGCAGAUGCAAGUUUUUCACAGCGAACUUUACGGAGAAUCUGGCGGUAACUCUGCGGACUGCGCGAAUAAGGCUGAAAUGUCGACAUCGGACACCACAAUGAUAUUCAACUCGGCGGCGUAUUUCAGUGAAGAUUCGGCGGCAGAUCGGCUGUUUGUCGUGACCAACCCUUGACCACGUACUGUGCAUUCUUAGUGUAUAUUGUAUUAUACGGAAUUUUUUCAUAGUGCAUAAAGUCGUAAUGCAAGAAUGGAUUCAAUGAACGUAAAUCCUGAGUAUAUGGGUAAGGAAAGACACGAGGAAAAUAACAAAAAAUGAUUACGUAGCCCGUUAGAAUCUUUGGCUUGUAUAUUUGGCCCGAUGUUAUAUGCAUGUUAUACGUGAUAAUUUAUAAGAUGCAUAUAUACACACACACACAAUGUAAUAACUGUAAUAAUAACAUCACUUGUUUUUUUUUUAAACAAAAACUUACGUUAUAAUUUCAGGAUGAUACAUAAAAAUUUUUUAGAAAAACGUAGAGAUAAUCGUUGAGGUACAUUGAAAAGACUAAUGAGUAAAACAAAGACAAGAGCUAAAACAACGUAUCUAUGUACACAGAGUUAUCGUUAAUUAAAAAAAUUUAUACACAUCGGAAGAUUUUUCUUGCGUCUUAAACGCGUCGUUUUUUAACAUAUACUUACCGUAGAGCAAAAAAAAAAAAGACAUCUCUCUUUGAACGCGGUAAGGCACGAAGGGUCUACUUUAUCGUCAUACAUACACACAUAAACGUGUGUAUGUGCGUAAGGUACGCUUUUCUUAAAACAUAUACAAGCGCGGCGCUAUUAAUAAAGUGCCUGGAACGGUCCAAGCUGUCUUCACAAGAUUCCUGACCUUCGUGAGCUAAACGACUUCUUCAACGAUACCCGUGAGAGCCAGACGUACGCGCGUUUAUACAAAAAUACAAAAAAAAAAAAAAAAAAAAUGAGAGCGAUGCAUAAGGCAUCUGACUGCCUGGCUUGUAUAUGUCGGUACAUGAAAUCUUAAUUCUUCUUCCAAAGGAGCGUCUUGAAAUGUUUUACUUCUUUUUCCCUUGAUUAUUAAAUCUUCUAUAUGUACAUACAUUGUUUGUAUUUAGUAAUUUUAACAUCUUGGAUAGUUUGUCCGUUGCACGUGAUUGAGCUCUAAUGAGAGCUCCUGUAGAUAAGAAUUAAGAUUCAGGUCCAGUUAGUGGUCCGGAUUAUUUUAAUGUACAAGGCGAGUCGUUUCUC
Molecule: messenger RNA, 7088 nt
Organism: Copidosoma floridanum
Lineage: Eukaryota; Metazoa; Arthropoda; Insecta; Hymenoptera; Encyrtidae
Gene: garz
Product: Sec7 domain-containing protein garz
Biological process (GO): regulation of ARF protein signal transduction
Molecular function (GO): guanyl-nucleotide exchange factor activity
Source: RefSeq, a predicted model, not a curated record